Molecule: messenger RNA, 2457 nt
Organism: Amphibalanus amphitrite
Lineage: Eukaryota; Metazoa; Arthropoda; Thecostraca; Balanomorpha; Balanidae
Product: MFS-type efflux pump MSMEG_3705-like
Exons: 6
Coding region: 762-2375 (537 amino acids)
Biological process (GO): transmembrane transport
Cellular component (GO): membrane
Molecular function (GO): transmembrane transporter activity
Source: RefSeq, a predicted model, not a curated record
UGGACGGUGGGACGCACGGCUCGGACCGUGCGACCGGCCACUCCGGCGACCUCAGUGACCUAGGGAGGUCUACACUUCUACAGUGACUUGGUGACCUUCGAGACCUUGGUGACCCCUGAGGUCCAAGGAGGAAGAAGACCUGCAGCCUGGUUGAGUCGAAGUGCCUUGAAGACCUGGAGAACACGUUGAUCUGAAGAGCUCGGUGGCCUAAGGAUCCAGGGUGACCUCAAGAUUGAAGAUACAUCGUUGUCGUGAAGUCCCGUCGAGCUUGGUUGCCCAGGAUAGCCUCAGGAUACCUGAGGAGCUAAGCAUCUUUUCUUCUGGCAAACGUAGCUUGAUAUCCCAGGUGAUUGAGACACCUUGACGGCCCAGAAGAGCGCUUUGAACAAAGACGUCGGGUGAGCUCGAUGUCUUUGAUGGACGAGGACUGUGGCUCCCGAAAGGAAAGACCAGCGGGAAAGAAGAUACAGGAGCGUAGCGUUGGUGGCCAUCUAUGAAAGCGAGGGUCUGUACGAGAUCUUUUCAAAAUAUUCUCCUCGGAAGUGGUUACAAGAGAAGCGUACCCGGAGGAUCCAUUCAAAGAUAUAUCCUAGCGGAAGCGCCAGAAGGAUCGCUGGAAUAAAUAAUUUAACUUCGCAUUUGGAAAUUUCACCUUUCCAUUUGAAAGGGAAAGCAAACCUCGAACACAAACCUUCGUUGUGUGGGCCUCAACUCAGCCAUCUCUCAUCAGCUCGACUUGGUUCACAUACUCCACCACCAUCAUGACGCAGAGACGAGCGUCGCGUCUGUCCGAGCACUUCCCGACAGGAUGCGAACUAGCCGUCCCGACAUCCCUCCCCAAGCCGGCACCUUCCGGUGGCAUCCGGGCCCUUCUCCUUCGAUCCUCCGGCUACAGUCUCUACGUCUUAGCACUGUUGGCGUUCACAAACUUGCUGAACCAGCUGGAUCGGUACAUGCUGGCCGUUGUGGCGAGGUCUUCGGCUCAGGAGAUCCACUUCGGAGACCAGGGGUGUCUUCUGAAUGAUACGGUACCGUCUACCUUGGAGGAGACAGACUGCUCAAACUGUACCGACAGAACGACAUGUAUCUCAUUGGUGGAUGCUGGCAACUCAGCAGGCUGCAAAUGGGACUACACCGGCACCGGAACCGAAUACGACCUGCUGGCUGGACCCAUCUUCGUGUUGGUGUUUACCAUAGCGGGAGUGCCACUGGGAAUAGCUGCUGAUCUGUACAACCGAAAGUUGCUACUCUGCGGCUGUCUGUUCGUCUGGUCCACCUGUGUGGUCCUGACGGGCCUGGCUGAGCAGUACUGGCAGCUGGCCGCGCUGAGGUUCGGAGUCGGGUUCGGCGAGGCCGGCUGCACGCCGUUCGCCACCUCGCUGCUGGCCGACUACUUCAGUCCCGAGCUGCGAGGCACAGCGCUCGGCGUCUACAACUGGGGCAUCUACUUCGGGUACUCGCUGUCGUACGCCGUUGGCGACUUCAUCACAGAGGCAGAUAUUAUGGGAAUGGGUUGGCGAUGGGCGUACUUCCUCUCUGGCAGUCCUGGGAUCUUGCUCAGCUUCCUCAUGCUUUUCACACUUCGCGAACCACCUCUAACCGAUCUACCUCCGCCCUCAGACUCCUCAACAUCCCAGGACUCCCUCUUUGGGAGACUUCCUCAUCUUCUUCGCAUGUUCUUCCGUCCAUCCAUCCUCCUCCUUUCCCUGGCCGGAGCGAUACGAAACGCAGCCGGCUACGUCUGGUCCUACAGUGCCGAGACAUACUUCGAGAGCACCGGACAAACCCCGGCCCAGAUCGGCACCUACAUGUCGUGGAUACCGAUGGUGUCCGGUUCGGUGGGAGUGCUGGUCGGCGGGUUCGUCUCAGACCGCGUGGUGAGCCGCGUUGGGCCGCACGGUCGCGUCUGGGUCAUCGUGGCCUCGCAGCUGCUGGCGGCGCCGUUCGUGUUCUGCGUGCUGUUCCUGGAGCCACCAUGGGCUUACAUCUGCCUCAUACCUACCUACAUCAUCGGUGAGGUAUGGGUCCCCAUCACGCUCGUCGUUCUGGUGGAGCUGGUCCCGGCCGAGGUCCGCACCUCUGCUGUCGCCCUGUACUUCUUCAUUACGACUAACAUCGGCGGUAACAUGCCGCUACUGCUGAACCCGGUGAAGCAGGCAUUCAAGAACGCCGGAUACACGGAGGUCGAGGCUCUCAGAAAUACUCUGUACCUGUUUUUCCCCGGAGAGUACAUCCUGGGAGCUAUCGUCUACGUCCUGGCGCUACUAGCACUACGGAGAGACCUUCGGAAGGCUCAAACGGAGCAAACUCCCUCCAAACGGUCAUCGCUGGACGGCAAGGGAGAGACAAACCUCGCGUUUGACAGCGCGGAGUGAGUCGUGCUUUCAAACAGCGACUUCCGGGAGGGAGCGAGUAUCGUGAAUUGUGAUGUGACAAUACAAGUUUCCAAUCUGUAAA